AUGGCAAAUUAUAGAGGAUGUGUUGGAGAAGGGCUUAGGGCUUAUAGUUCUCUUCUUCCCGAAUAUACUCACACACACUCCAAGAAACUAGAUGCUAUGUGGGAACCUCAUGAGCUCUCUCUACCGCCGCAGGAGACCCUUCCCUUCGGAGAAGGGACCGAGGCCGGGGUGCUGGAGCAGCCCAGAGCGCCGCUGCCCUUCCCUUGGAUGAAGUCGACCAAGUCUCACGCGUGGAAGGGACAGUGGGCUGGCACGGGUGGCUCCUACGUGGUGGAACCGGAGGAGAACAAGCGGACCCGGACAGCCUACACCAGGGCGCAGCUGCUGGAGCUGGAGAAGGAGUUCCUCUUCAACAAGUACAUCUCCAGGCCGCGCCGGGUGGAGCUGGCCGUCAUGCUGAACUUGACCGAAAGGCACAUCAAGAUCUGGUUCCAGAACCGGAGGAUGAAAUGGAAGAAGGAGGAGGAGAAGAAGCGAGGCCCGGGGGGCGUCGGGGGCAACCAGGAGCCUGAGCAGGACUCCGCCGUCUCCUCGGGGGAAUUACCCGGGAAGGAGGAAGGGCAAGAAGACGAGACCCCCGUCGCCAAGCUGCUGCUCCCCGCCAGCCCCGCCGUCUCCCCCCGCCGUCUCCCCCCGGAGACGCGGUGA
Molecule: messenger RNA, 648 nt
Organism: Protobothrops mucrosquamatus (brown spotted pit viper)
Lineage: Eukaryota; Metazoa; Chordata; Lepidosauria; Squamata; Viperidae
Gene: PDX1
Product: pancreatic and duodenal homeobox 1
Exons: 3
Coding region: 1-648 (215 amino acids)
Biological process (GO): regulation of transcription by RNA polymerase II; type B pancreatic cell differentiation
Cellular component (GO): nucleus
Molecular function (GO): DNA-binding transcription factor activity, RNA polymerase II-specific; RNA polymerase II cis-regulatory region sequence-specific DNA binding
Source: RefSeq, a predicted model, not a curated record